UGUUGAACAUUUGGAUAUCUUUAUAUUUUUAAACUUAUUUUGCGUUUUUCAAUAUACAUACAUAAAUAGGAAACCUAUGUAAAAUUGAAUGCAUUUUUACAAGCAUUAUGGCUCCUGGAAUUGAUAUUGUUAUAAUUUUAAUCUGCGGAUCAGCUGCCAGGAUCACGUGUUACUCAGGCGAGUCUUUUGAACUAAACAAGGAGCACCUUAAUAAAGCCCUGAUUGGUCACUCUGUCUUGAAAAUAAAUGGCUCUAGUCAUCAUGAGUGCGCUCGGAAUUGUAUGUCCGUUACAAUUUGUAAAUCCAUUGAUUAUGACAGGAAGGAAAGAACCUGCAAACUAAACGAUGUCGAAAGUUCAUCUGUAGACCUGUUAGAAUUCGAAACCAAAAUAGGAUCUAUUUUCUCGGAUAUAAGUGAAUGGCCAUCAACGAUGAUGGGAGCUUGCCAAUCAAAUCCUUGUCAAACGAACCAAAGGUGCUAUGAAAAUGAUAAGUCAUACUUGUGCAGAGAUUUAUUUACUUGUAGUUAUGGUAAGAAAAUAGACAAUGGUAUAUUAGAGAUGGUUGCGACAGGUGUACACAAGUUCUGUGAUGUGGCAUUGGUUAAAUGUGACGAUGGAUUUGUUACAAUUCAAAAGGAGGUCAGGUGUUUAGCAACGGGGCAAUGGCAAACUGCUUCGUGCCAUCAAUUCACCGACUGCAAAGACAUUCACGAUGUAUUCCCUGAAGCACAAAGUGGAUUAUAUGAUAUAGUACUAUGGCAAUCUGGAACGAUUCUGACAGUGAAUUGUGACAUGGAAACCGCAGGAGGUGGCUGGACGAUAUUCCAUAGGCGUUUGGACGGGUCAGUUGAAUUUUAUCGGAACUUCAAGGACUAUGAAAAUGGUUUUGGAAACGCUGACGGAGAAUUUUGGCUAGGUCUGAAAUACAUACAGGAACUAGCCGAGCAAGGUCCAACAGAGCUUCGAGUUGACAUGACUAAAGAAACUGGUGUUACAGGCCAUGAGACCUUUCAAGACUUCAAGUUAACAGACGGAACAAAAUAUCGGUUGAACAUAGGUUCUCGAAGUUCAAUAGGAGCUGGCUCUGAAGAAAGGGGAUUGAAGUAUCACAAUUUGAAACCAUUUUCAACUUUUGACCGUGACCUUGAUUCCGUUGUACAAAAUUGCGCCGUUGAGCGUCACGGAGCAUGGUGGUAUAAAAACUGCGGCUAUGUAAAUCUGAAUGGAUAUUACGCAAAACCGGGAGCAACAUGCAAUAUUACUGGUGCCGCAAAGAAUGUUUGCGGACACGUUCAUGUCGGCUUUAAUAAUGCAAUUGCGUUGAAAAGCUCUGCAAUGAUGUUGAGGAGGGUGUAAGGAUCAAACGAUUCAGGUUGUUAAUAGCACUAUAAAACAAAGACGCACUCUAAUUCAAUUACAGAGUUUAUAGUUUAAGUUAUUUCAGUGUUAAAAAAAAAGUUAUAUAUUAUUGUAAUUAAAAUUUGAUUCAUUGAAUGCCGGAUAGUGAUAUGUAUAAGACCACGGUUGUAUUGUCUGAAAUAAUAUUGUAUAUAUGACAUGUGGUUGUUUUGCACUCUCACCAGUAUAUUUCAUUCAUUGAUACGCGUUACCGUUUUUCAUAUUCAUGCAUUUUUAUAUUAGUUGUAUAUAUGAAGUUGAGCUGUAUAUGCUUAAAAACUACACUUAAAUAUAUAUUUUAUGUUAUUUUAGGAAAUACUGUCGAUAAUUCAGUUGAUAUGAAAUUUAUAUGUUAACUUUUUGUUUAGCGUGUGUACACAAUAAGUUUCUAUUGAAUUUUUAGACAGAAAGACAUGUAAAGAUCUUAUAUGUUUGUUUUAAAUGUGUGAUUAUAUGUAAUAAUAUUUCAUCUUUCGUUUUAUUAUGGAAUAUGUAUAAGACAUCUUAUCUUUUGAGAUAAAGCGUGUAACAAUGCAUUGGCAAUAAUUAUUAAUGAAAAAUAUUGCAACAGAAUAGAGGAUACUCAUUCACAAGAUUUUCCUAUAAAUACUAAAUCUAUUUUCAUCGAGUGGUAUGAAAAUAAAUAUUUCAUUAGUGGCUGUAACUACGAGUGUAAUAUAAUAAUUUUCAUACCAAAAGAUGAAAAAAAAAUACAUUUAUGUUAUAGAAAAUACUUGAAUAUUUUGUUUAUUAUCGACAUUUUUCUCUUUUUUGACAUUACAAUCAGAGAGAAUUUCCCUAUAAUGUUGUGUAUUGCUACAUUUGGAAGAAAGUGGUUCAGCAAGACACGAGUAUGAAAUACGGAAAAAAUGUUUCACAACAGUUUAAAAAUAUGUUUUUACAAUUUUAACUAUUGAAAAUGAGAAUAUGCAUUACAUUCCAUCAUUUUUUCUCAAUAUUUCAUUUAUAAGUAUAUAAUAAAUGACAAUAAUAAAAAUAAGAUAAAAUGAUGAUAAUGAUAAAGAUGAUAAUGAUUUUAAAAAUGUCAUAACCUAUGUUUAUUAUGUUUAGGAUUUUCUGUAUCAUACAUGUUAUUUCACUAUUUGGAAUUAUUAUUUUAUUCAUUCAUAUUAUGCUUGUUUAUUUCCUAAGCAAAAUACUUUGUUUAUUGUUUUUACCGGUGGUUUUGUGUUGUUUUGGGAGAAGCUCAUUGGAUGCCGUUCUCCCUUGCGGAUCUCUGUUUUCUUAUUUAAGAAGGGCUCCUAGAAACAACUAAUAAAUAUUUAAUUUUCGGUAAAGGACAUAAUAUAUGAGAAGAUGUAAAUGACAUUCACCACAGUUGUUGCUAACUUUA
Ruditapes philippinarum (Manila clam) is the source of this 2754-nucleotide messenger RNA. RefSeq names its product fibrinogen-like protein A. The record is from RefSeq and is a predicted model, not a curated record. The transcript is spliced from 7 exons. Bases 108 to 1358 code for a protein of 416 amino acids. Lineage: Eukaryota; Metazoa; Mollusca; Bivalvia; Venerida; Veneridae.